This is a messenger RNA of Aspergillus pseudotamarii, 3546 nucleotides long. Its product is annotated as putative stress response protein Nst1. The coding region runs from base 1 to 3546 and encodes 1181 amino acids. The transcript has 4 exons. The record is from RefSeq and is a predicted model, not a curated record. NCBI's taxonomy places the organism in Eukaryota, Fungi, Ascomycota, Eurotiomycetes, Eurotiales, Aspergillaceae.
AUGUCAGAUCAUAUGUUGAGUGCACUUCCACGCCCCACCAAUGGCGACACUCACAUUCCGAAUGAAAACCUUCCCCCAUCGUUGAUAGAUACGAAGCCUAUGACCGUGAACCGCAAGAAACAGAAACGCCGCCAGAAGCAGGCCGCUCGUUUGGCCGCAGAGCGCCAGGUAGAAAACGGAGUCGUACUCCCGGACGCCGCAGACCGAAACGGUCUCGGUCCCGCUGGGCCAGGAAGUCACAUAUCCGAUGAACCGGAGAUCGACCACAUUGCGAAUGGAGACGCAUAUCACGAUGAUGAACUAGACGCUUGCAGCGCGCAUCAAGAUUUCCAGCCGGACACGAAUGGCACCGAUGAUCACAAAUCGACGAGUCGAAAAUCGAAAAAGAAGAAAGGAAAGAAAAACCGUGCCAACUCGCAAACUCUUGGUGAUGAAAGCUCCACUCCACAAUCCACCCCCUCCGUCUGCAUGACGCACCCUCUUCCGCCGCCUCUCCCGCCGCAUCUGGGCCCGCGCACGAUGGUCAAACCGCCCAAAGAUCGCAGCAUAUGGAAUACCUCCACGCAAGAAGAACGCGAGAAUAUCAAAACAUUCUGGCUCGAGUUAGGCGAGGAGGAACGAAGGCAGCUGGUCAAAGUGGAAAAGGAUGCGGUAUUAAGGAAGAUGAAGGAGCAGCAGAAACACUCGUGCAGCUGCACCGUAUGUGGAAGGAAGAGAACGGCGAUCGAAGAAGAGCUUGAGGUGCUGUACGAUGCCUACUAUGAAGAGCUGGAACAAUACGCCAACAAUAAUCAAGGAUCUUUCGAGAAAGGCGCACCGAUUGUCCCCCCACCCCGACUCUAUCAACCACCGUUGCGAUCGCCCGGACAACAUACUCGGACACAUGGUCAAUAUCACCCCUCACGAGGUCGCAUUCACGAAUUGCCUGAAGAUGAUGAAGAUUUGGAAGAAGACUACGAUGAGGAUGAUGAGGACGAUGAACCGUACAGUGAUGAUGAUUUCGAAGACGAAGAAACGCGUGCAGCUCGCGCAGAUUUCUUUGCCUUUGGGAACAGUUUAACUGUCAAAGACGAUCUCUUAAAAAAUGAUGGGAAGCACUUUAUCGAUAUGAUGGAGCAACUAGCCGAACGUCGAAUGCAACGAGAGGAAGAUACGCAGUACGGAAUAGCCGCAGCACAUCAGUCCCUCCAUAGCGGUCAUAAUCAUGGUCCUUAUGACGACGAGGAUUAUGAUGACGAAGAGGACGACGACUACGAUAGUCAAGAGGAAGAAGACUAUGAGGAGGACGAGAUGGUCUGUCCUGGAGUCAACUAUUUCCCCGACAACGUGUUGCAGUGCAGGCUGACACAUUGUUCCCAGGAUGCUAUGACGGAGGAGCAACGGAUGGAGGAAGGCCGGCGAAUGUUCCAGAUUUUUGCAGCUCGAAUGUUCGAACAGCGCGUAUUAACUGCCUACCGAGAGAAGGUUGCUGAGCAACGUCAGCAAAAGCUGAUAGAAGAGCUCAUGGAGGAGCAGACCCGCAACGAACAGCGAAAUGCCAAGAAAGCCCGAGAAGCGGAGAAGAGGAAAGAGAAGAAACGUCUCCAGAAACAAGCCAAAGACGAGGAAAAGGCACGACGGGAAGCAGAGAAGGCCGCAGAGGAAGCCGCAGCCAAAGCUGAGCAUGAGAAGAAGUUAGAGGAACAGAGAAAGAAGCGAGAAGAGCAACGGAAGAAGCGAGAAGCCGAGCGGAAGGCCCAGGAGGAGGAGCGUGCGCGAAAAGAAGCAGAUAAACAACGGCGGCUGCGCGAAGAAAGAGAACGACAAGCGGAUGCGGAACGAAAGCAACGGGAGCAGAAGGAGCAAGAGAAGAAACGGCGUGAAGAGGCCCGGAGAAAGGAGCGGGAGGAACGUGAGUCGAGAGAAAAGAAGGUGAAAGAGGAGCGUGAGCGCAAGGCUCGUGAGGAGCAAGCAAGGAAGGCCGGGCAAGAACCUCAAGAGCAUAAGCGUUCAUCGCAACAAGGUUCGGUACCUAUAUCAUCGAAUAUGCACUAUCCAGGUCUUCCCAGUCACCUCCAAUCUCCGCACUAUCAAGCUGCUACACCAGUUGUACCCAAGGCGCCUACUCCUAUCAAGCCCCGUCAGCCAUCCCAGCAAGACUCCCACACAUCUUCUCCGCGGUCUCAACCGGCCAGCACCGAACCAUCGCAAGUUUCUAUCUCUCCACGGUCGAUGGCGCCAACCCAGUCGUCCGGGGCCUCGAGUGUAACCUCCAAACAAGGUCACGCUCAGCAACCCAUGCUUCAUCAUCCCCAACCCUCAACACCACUGUCGCCACUUGGAUCGCUAGGGAGAUCUUUUCCGCCCGGAUUCUCGAAUGGGCUACCGCCGAAUCCCCCUGGUUUGGCUGGGAUUGUCUCUCGACCGCCAAUUGGUCAUGAACUGCCUACGUAUCCACCGCAUUCUACGCCUCUCAUGAGUCAACUGCGAGGUUUUACUGCACCUAAUGGAAUCCCUGUGCCUCCCCCAGGUAUAAACGGAGCCCGUCCGAUACCCCCUGGACGAGGGUUCCCGCUUGAUCCAGGCCACGGUCUCCCAUUCCAUUCUCAACAGCCGAUAUCAGGGCCAUUCUCUACCCAGCCAGGCGGCUUAGCACACGGACAUACCCGACAACCCUCAGGCUCAUUUGAAAGGUCUCCCCUGGAUAGUCAUGCCCAACCGUUCUCUAUCUCCCGACCGAGCCUCAUCAAGCGUCCGUCUAGUACUCAGCAGGAACAGGGUGAAACCAACCACACUAUGCAGCGGCAUAUGGACAGUUUGAGUGCCCAGCUGGGUAGCAGUGCCCUUCUUGAUGAUACUGAUAUUCCUUUUACGUCGAACUUGUCACAGUCACUCCCUGGUGCAACAGUACCGGGGUCUCUACCAGGACCGACACGAGCCAGCUUUGCAGCACCCUCGUUGUUCCCAGAUCCUCUUAGUGCACCGAAACACACCAAUUUCCCUGUCAAUCCUGGUGUAGGCGGCAGCACGUGGGGAGCACAACUCCCCUUUGGGGCUUCUGCUUUCCCCGGCGCCUCGACUUGGGGAACUGUUCACGGGGGCGGUUGGUCGAACAACGCGUUUGGGUCCGGAGGUCAUCAUCGUGCGCACACGUCGCGACCUGUUGCUAUCCGACUAUUGGUGAUCCAAGCCUGCAAGCAACUAACCACCAUGAGUCCCUCCAAGGGCGCGGCUGGUUAUCAUGACGUGAACCAUGUUCUUCGCCAGGUUGACCAGCUCCGGCCUCCAAACGAGCCCUCCAUCUCGCUCAAAGAGAUGCUCGACAUCUGCGACACGGAAGGCAACACACAAAACGGCGGUGGCUCAUUCUUAAUCAAGAGCGAUGAGACCGGCGAGUAUGUCAAGUUCGAGUCAGAUACCAACAGUGCAGCCUCAGGCCACAGAGGCAGCAUUGUGCCCGGUGAAAUCGGCAGUCCUGUUCCAAGCAGUAGCAUACCGGCAUUCGGCGGCAUCGGCAGUACACCAUCAGUGCUACGACAAUUUUCUUCUCCUCCCACGGGGUUCUAG